Molecule: messenger RNA, 2071 nt
Organism: Pygocentrus nattereri (red-bellied piranha)
Lineage: Eukaryota; Metazoa; Chordata; Actinopteri; Characiformes; Serrasalmidae
Gene: cmc2
Product: C-x(9)-C motif containing 2
Exons: 5
Coding region: 129-386 (85 amino acids)
Cellular component (GO): mitochondrion
Source: RefSeq, a predicted model, not a curated record
CUCACAUUUGCCAUGGCCGACAGUUCAAGAGCUGGUGUGGUAGCGACGUGAGAACAUUUUAAGCAGCAUUUAUCCCGGUUUUGUCAUUGUCAGCUGAAGAAUAUCAGGUAAGAAAGGAAUACUCCAGCAUGAGUGAUGGGAUGGGAUGGGGAGGCUGUAAUCUGUCGGCCCAUUUACAUACUGAUGAAUGCAAUGAACUUAUAACUCUGCUCAAACAGUGCCAUAAGGAGCACAACUUCCUUAAGUUCUUCGGGACGUGUAAUGAUGCGGAUCGUCUGAUGCGGGAGUGUCUUAAGAAGGAGUAUGCGGCAAAGAGGGAGAGGAGUAAGGCUCAUGCAGCUGCGAUGAGGAAGCGCUUGAAGGAAGGACCUAAAGUUCAACCCUAAGCUGAAAACACCUUCGCAGAACUGGCUAAGCUAGAAUACGAGUGGACUUUGCCUUUCAGAAGGGAUGCACAGUGUUGUCUGUGAAUUUGUGAACGUCUCAUAUGCUGUGCAGGAUGUAGUGAUGGGUUGCUGGAUGUAAUGAUUAUGGACCCUGGAGUAAUUUAUAGAGAACCAGUUUCAGUACAGUGUGUUGAAACAUAUGAUAUUGGAGAUGUUAUUAGGAUUAUCUUGCAACUAAUUAUACCAAUAACUCAGUAUGGUGUGUGUCUGCUGUGUGUGAAUACUUGUGAAAAAUCUUUUUCUGCAUUAUGUUUUAAGUAAUGAACAUCCAAAACCCAAAAUUGGAGAUUUAUGCUUAAAAUAAUGAAGCGAAGUUUCACAUUGCUGAAUGGGGAAGAAUUAAGCAAUACAAAUACAUGAGGAAUACAAGAACUGCAUUAAUUGUCAUUUAUUAGAUACCGCUCACCCACCCCACAGAACGAAGACAGAGUAUCCUACUGACACAGAGGAAAUACGACUUCUAAGGCACCCAGAAAUAUUCAGAGACUAGACGGAGGAAUGGGAACAUUAUGCUCCUGCAGUGUAGAUGCUGCGGGACUGGAUCAAAUACAUAUCACCGUCCAAAAAAAACAUGUAUCUCCUAAAUAGCAAUUUUACAGGAGAAGGCAAAAACCUUACAAGUUAAGCAGGUUAUGUCAAGAGAUUUUAUUCCAAUUAAUUUUGGAAUAAAUGUUUUCAUAGAAAGUCAAAGGCAGCUGCUAAAUUCGAUUGAUGUAGAAAAAAUAAACAAGGAAAAAAAUGGAGAUACAUUUUUUUUUGUUGACAGCAACAAUAUACACUCUAGGAUGAGGAGGGGAAAAAAAGCUUACUUAUUUAAAACAAAACAAAAAAAAGAACAGCCUAAUGAUAUUAAAAUGAUAGAAACCCAAAUGGAUAUAGGCUACAACCGAGUACAUGAAUGCCAUUUUUGAACAACAAUGGAGCAACAACAAAUACACAUUUUCCUUAAUUUUCCAUUGUUACAAUUGUUAUUAAAUACCACAAUUUCUUCCCGUGUGCUUAAAAUGGAGUUGUUUUACACAAAGUUCCAACAUGACUAAAAAAAUUUUUAAAUUGCCACAAUCAUAAAUUAUAGUAUUACAGAUUAUAGUAUUGUAACCACAAAGUAAAUUUUGCUAUAUUAUAUAUGUACAAUGUAUUUGCUCUGAAAACACAAAGUUGGCUCUUAAAAGCACAGUAUUGAUAAGUUACGACAAAACUCAAGUAGUUCACUACAGCCAAAUCUUCCUUAAAUCACAGCUUUAAAAAGCAUUCAAAUAAAAUCAACUACUUGAUAAAAAGGUAGCCACACACACAAAAAAACAAACAAACAAAAAAAGACACCAAUAUUUGCCUAAAUUUGCAUGUGUAUUGCAUACUGGGACAGGGCAGUUAGAUACAUUAUCCCACAUAUAACCUGGAUACCACAACACUCAUCUGAAUCACUGAAAAGAGGAAGAACAGCAGAGAACCACAGGAGGAUGAGUAUUUAUAUGUAAUGGCACUGUUGAUCCACAGGAUUGACUGUGAGAUAUUUUGUGUCACUCAAUAAAUAAAAAAAUAAACUGUGCAAGAUUUCUAACAUUACUUACUAUGGCAAUACCAAAAAAAAAAAAAAAAAAAAACAAAAAAAAAAAAACAUACCC